GUCUCACUUCACGCACCCGCACACGACACCAUGGCUGUCAACGAGGUCCUGGACCACAACACUGAGGGCCUGGGGCAGAUCAACCCCAAGGUCGCCCCAUUGACUGAAACCGAAAACACCUUCAACACCCCCAACGACGGCCAGGACUUUGGGGAUGAGAAGGAGUACGACCUCACCCACACCAAGGAGCUCGACGAGGAGGGCAACGCCGCCUUCCUCAGCGACCCCUUCUCCCCCUUCGACGACCUACCAGCGGAGCCCAAGCGAAUUAUUACCAUCCGCGCUGUCUUCGUCGGCCUCUGCUGCGGUGCCCUCGUCAACGCUUCCAACGUCUAUCUCGGUCUCAAGACGGGCUGGACGUUCAGCGCCAAUCUCUUCGGCGCCAUUGCUGGUUUCGCCGUCGUCAAGUUCUUCGCCAGGACCUUCGGCGAGCUCCCCAUUCUCGGUGGGAGCUUCGGCCCCCGUGAGAACAACAUCGUCCAGACCGCCGCCAUGGCGUCUGGUGGUCUUUCCAGCGUCUUCGUGUCAGCUUUCCCCGCCCUCUACCAACUGAACCUCCUGGACACCCCCAAGGCCGACUUCUGGAAGAUCGUCUCCCUGACCGCUGUCUCGGGCUACUUUGGCUUCUUCUUUGCCACGCCCCUGCGUAAAUUCUUCAUCAUCUAUGUGGCCCGCGAGCUCCGUCUCAUCUUCCCCACCCCCUCGGCCACUGCCAUGACUAUCCGUAGCAUGCAUCAAGCCGUGACUGGAGAAGCUAUGGCCAAGAUGAAGAUGAAGGCCCUGUCUGGUGCAUUUGCUGGCGCCCUGAUCCUCCGUGUCGUCUCCCAAUACGCCAUUGGCAUUCUCUGGGACUGGCAUAUCUUCACCUGGUUCUUCAUCUGGGGAAACUACAACAACGCCGCCAUCAACGUUGAGAACUGGGGCUGGCUCAUCGAGUUCACGCCCGCCUUCAUUGGCUCUGGCAUGCUCGUCGGUCUUAACGUGUCUAUCUCUUUCUUCAUGGGCAGCGUUCUUGCCUGGGGUAUCAUCGGCCCCGCCCUCGUCCACAAUGGCAUUUGCUGGGGAUCGCCCUUGGUGCCCGACGACCCCAAAUGGGACGGAGCCAUCCAAUUCUUCUCUUUGAGCUUGAAGUUCUCCAACAAGGACAACCCCAGCCCUCGCUACUGGAUGCUGUGGCCUGGUGUCCUUCUCAUGAUUGCUGUUUCCUUCACUGAACUCCUAAUGCAAUGGAAGAUCAUCUGGUAUGCCUUCCGCGCCGUGUACCGCGGCCUCUGCAACGGCAUCUAUGCCAUCGGCAAGGCCGCGAAGAAGGAUCUCGCGUGGUUUAACAAGGGCGAUCAGCACGAAGACGAUAUGGUUGAGGACUCUGCUGCGCCUGAAGACCUUGUAAAGAUGUGGAUGUGGAUGCCCGGUCUUAUUCUCUCCAUCAUCUGCAUCUGCGUCGUUCUCGGCGUUGAAUUCCACAUGCCCGUCGGCAUGUCGCUGCUCUCCGUCUUCCUGGCCUUCUUCUUCUCCUUCUUGGCCAUCCAGUGCACUGGUGUGACUGACGUCACUCCGCUCACCGCCGCUUCCAAGGCCUCUCAGAUCAUCCUCGGUGGUGCGACAAAGGGCGAGCACUGGAACCAGACGCACGCGCAGCGUCUGAACCUCCUCGGUGGUGCCAUUGCCUCCAUGGGCGCUAACCAGUCUACCGACUUGGUCUGCGAUUUCCGAACUGGUUUCCUCCUCCGAACACCGCCGAACCAGCAGUGGCUUGCCCAGGGAGUCGGCACCAUCGUCGCCAUCUUCCUGGCGCCAGCCAUGUUCCAGCUCUUCACCACCGCGUACCCCUGCAUCAUCGACAUCAAUGCCGAGACCUGCCCCUUCUCCGCUCCCUCGGUUUCCGCCUGGCGUGCCGUCGCCGUUGCUGUGACGGACCCGACCUUCCCCAUUCCCAAGACUUCUGGCAUCUUCUCGAUUGUCUUUGCCGUUUUCGGCUGCGUCAUGGUACUCAUCCGCCAUUACGUCUGGGUCGGCAAGCUCGAGUGGGUCAAGACCUACCACCCCAACAUGAUGUGCAUUGGUCUUGCGUUUGUGCUUCCCCAGACCGUUUACGGUACCGCCAUGGUGAUGGGUAGCACAUGGGCGUACAUCUGGGCCAAGAGGAACCCAAGCGGAUUCGAUGUCUACGGAUACGCGGUUGCGGCUGGUCUGAUCGCUGGUGAGGGUAUUGGUGGCGUCAUCAACGCCAUUUUCCAGGUGGCGGGUAUCUCGGGUGACAAGUACGGUACCCAGAUUGCGUGCCCUGGCGACUCAUGCUAGACGUUCUUUUCUCCUUGAAAGGAUGGUCGGAGAGUAGAGGUGGCGGAUGUUUGAUACCACGGACAUUAAUUAUGCUGAGAUGAGGUCAGAUAUACCAUUUGAUGAAUCAAUCGACUCCAAUUUACGAUUAUCGUUGUUUGCUCUCUGCUUUUGUGAUAUUUUGACUGCCUUUGUU
This is a messenger RNA of Mytilinidion resinicola, 2476 nucleotides long. RefSeq names its product oligopeptide transporter. Bases 31 to 2301 code for a protein of 756 amino acids. Gene Ontology annotation, molecular function: oligopeptide transmembrane transporter activity. The transcript is spliced from 6 exons. The record is from RefSeq and is a predicted model, not a curated record. NCBI's taxonomy places the organism in Eukaryota, Fungi, Ascomycota, Dothideomycetes, Mytilinidiales, Mytilinidiaceae. Gene Ontology annotation, cellular component: fungal-type vacuole membrane.